AGCGUGAGGACAGCGAGCCCCCGGCCCCCGUCCGGAGCGUGAGGACAGCGAGCCCCCGGCCCCCGUCCGGAGCGUGAGGACAGCGAGCCCCCGGCCCCCGUCCGGAGCGUGAGGACAGCGAGCCCCCGUCCGAGGCCGGAUGAAGGAGCGCGUCGCAGCGGGACCCGUGUGGAGCCUGUCGUCUUCUCCGCCGCGCUCGCGCUAACACGCUGUCGACGCGCGCUGCGGCUUUUUCCCUUUCGACGCGACGUCCGCGGGAGGGAGCCGCGUCUCGAAGUUUCCCAAGAUGGACUUCGACCCGGUGCUCGGGAAACUUUCCGUGUUUGCGGCGACACUCAUCAUCGCGCUGGUGUGUCAUGCAGCGGACCCCCCAGCAUCUCAGUGGUCCAGCGGUGAAUACAGGAACCUCACGCUUCGACGACACAGAACCUGCGUGGAGAAUGAGCAGUACCUGCACCAGGGACUCUGCUGCCUCAACUGCCUGGCCGGAUCCUUUGUGCAGAAGGCCUGCGAGAGGGACCAAGAACCAGGCAUGUGUCUCCCCUGCGAGCACGGACAGACGUACACCGAGCACUCCAACGGGAUGAACCGCUGUCUGCCGUGUACCCACUGCCGCCUAGAUGAAAUUGAAACUGCGUCAUGCACCACGACGACGGACACCAAGUGCCAGUGCAAACAGGGCACCUUCUGUGUACCAGAUCAGGCCUGUGAAGUCUGCAAACGAUGUGCCAAGUGCAAACCAGGAGAGGAGGAGGUGAGGAAGUGCACUCCCUUUUCUAACACAGUGUGUCGCAAACGGGACCCGUCCCCUACCAAAUCCUCCCCGGCCCUUCCUACACCGACACCUUCCUACACACCCGACACAGCUGUUCCUAUAUGUGUAUCCCUGGCCAUCAUCCUCAUUUUACUCAUUGGACUGGCUGUGUGGUGGUUCAAGUUCAAGCAGCAUUCAUGUGAAAUUCCAUGUUCAAAGAGCCAUUGCGACUCCAGUGAAAUCGUGAAGAUUCCCAUUGACGAGAGCGGAGCCACAGCAGAGGAGAGGCAGAAUAAUCAGAAUGCAGGUCUGGAGGGCGAGGAGCCCCGCCCGGAGUCUCGACCCCUGCUGCAGGAGACCCAGGCUGGGAUAACCAAGUCGGCUCCCCUGGAGGAUGAGGACCGAGGACUAGGGGACAGUCUACCCAACACCACAAGUUCAUCACAAACGAGCCUGUCAGCCCUGCCCACCGCAGCUUCCUCUGGCAACACUCCACACCAGAGCCCCACUGCCUUCAGACAACCCCCCACAGACAUGGAGGAUCCUCUGAGUCGUCGACUCGUGCCACUCCAAGGGUCAGAAAAAUCCCUGAAGAAGAGCUUCGAUCUGUUUGACGAGUACCUGGAUGUGCGGAUCCACAACAAAUUCUUCAGAAUGAUCGGAGUCAGCGAUAACAACAUUCGGAUUGCAGAGAACGGCGCCCCCGGCGACAAAGUUUACGAACUGCUGAAGAACUGGAUGCAGAGGCAGGGACUGAAGGCCGACAUCAACGACCUGCUGGACGCUCUGCUGAGCAUGGACCAGCGGCGCUCGGCGGAGAGCAUCGCCUCCACGGCCCUGCAGAAAGGCUACUAUAAGCACGCAGAUGCACCCUGAAGGUCAACGGGGACAGCGAGUGAAGGCAAAACACUUAAUACAAGACAAAAUUAAAAAGCACACUGUGUCUCACGAACAGGCGUACCUCUUUGUGGCUGAGCGGCCAUGUUUUCAAAAGCCAGUAGUUUUUAAAAAGAAAAAAAAAGACAAAAAGGGGAAGGUCGAGUCACACUGAUCAGCGCUCUGAGGUGGUCGACUCUCUGCCAAACACUGAGGCGUAAUAAUGAACGAGAAGAAGAAAAAGGUUUGCUGUCAAAUUCAAAAGCAUUACCGCCAAAGACGACCCAGCCAUAAGGACAUGAAGAAAACAUGAAGGCAUCAAACUUCCGCAGGCAGAGGCAGCUGCGUGUUUCCAUACUGUAGCGAAGCCACAUGUGGCCAAAUACCGAAAGCUUGCACGUCUCUGAGUGUGUGUGUGUGUGUCGCUCAUCUGCUCCUCUACUCAGAUCAUAGCACGCUACCUGGAGACGAGGAUAUACACUGGUUUGUAGGGUGGCAGUGGGGUGGGAGUGGCAUUAGCUAUGUCACUAUUACUGUGCCUCAUUGAUGCACUGACCUCUGGCACAUGUAGGAUUUGAAACUACAAUAUUGCUAUUGUGUUGUUGUUGUUUUUUUUGUUGUGUGUGUGUGUGUGUGUGUGUGUGUGUGUGUUUGUUUUGUAUUUUCCUGAAAGGAAAAUAUCUGUUUGUUACGCCGACAGUUAACGUGCAGCCUUACUUAUCAUGAACUUUACCUCUUCCAUGCCGUUCGAUCAUCCAAAUUGACUUAGGUGUAAUUCUUAAUGAUUAUGAUUUCAUUCAUAGAGUGUAGCGAUUCAGAGAUGUCCGAUUUUGUACAAUCAUGCACAUCAUCGAAACUCUUUUUUCGUGUCCGGACUUUUACAUGUUCAGUGUAACUGCUCACACAUGACGUUGGACAAGGAAUUUUACACAAGCUGUUCCCGUUGGAACAACUCUCGAUAGUUUAGUAAAAAAAAAAGUUUUCUGUAAUAUUUUCAAGUAAGUUUGAAAACUUCACAGGUCGUUUUAUUUAUUGAUAUAUUUAUUUUAAUGAAUAAUGGUUAUCUUUUAUUAUUUAUACCAUUGCCAAAAGCGAACCCUGGAAACCAAGCACAUUGUCUGUUUAUUUUGUGAUGAUGUUUAGCUGCAAGGCAAAAUGACUGACAUGAGAUUUUUCAAGGUGUGGUUGCAAACGCGUGUUCUGUCGAAGCUACUACUCGUUCCCGUUCCCCGCACCAUGUUCAAGCGGCGCUCCUUGGGCCCACACUGUUGAUCUGUCCACGUUACAUGUGCCAUUUCCUCACUAAUGAGUUAUCAUCAUCAUGGAUCACCGCAUUGAAGCUCUCUUGGUGCCGAAUGAGUUGGAAUGUGUGACAGUUAGUGGUUGAGGCGACAUCAGUCUCAGAAAUGGAGGACUGACCCAUUGAGUUCAGCUGUUAACCAAGUAGUCCUCCUGGACACAUCAGCGCUCGACUCGGGGUGCAGGUACGGAUUGUGUCGUCUUAGUUAGACUCGGCAAAGAUGAAGGAAACCAUUUCUGGGUUCAUGAAAAAGAAAAAAAAAGAUGCUUAGAUGUAUUUCCUCAAUUUUGUGUAAUGUACAUAAAAAGGUCCAGAGAGCAUUUAAGCCUCAAAAUGCAUACGUGUAUAUGCGGCUCUAUUAACAAAGCAAAAUGAAUAUAGUGAGGUAUGAAGUUAUCAGAGACACGCAGACCAGAGUGGUGCAAGUUCAUGUUUUUAAACUAGAACUCACCCAUUUCUUUUUGCCUGCAGUCUCUUAUGUAAAAAAAGUUACAGAGUUAUAUAUUAUUGCUGCAGAGUGAUGCUACAGUGCUGGCACUGCCAUCUAUUGACAGACAAUGAAAAUACAGCCUGCAUCAAUUUCUAGGGACCCUCCUGCUUUUUUUCACUUAACAUUCUUACUUUUACUAAGUUUUUUUAUUUUUUAUUCAUCCAUUUCUCAACUCACAGCCUUUCUGUCUUUUCUGAAGUAGCACAGCAGUGAAAGGGCUUCAGUGCAUGUUCAAGUGAAUGUUUGUCUCUUUUUUUAUAUACAUAUAUACACACAUCUGUUUUUUAACCUUUAUGUAUUUCAAAGUCCUAAGCUGUUCAAUAGACGUCCCUUGUGUAAAAACUUUCUUUUCAGUGUUGCUGUUAAAAUCAUUUCCCCCCACCUUAGUUAUUGGUUGCUUGUCAUGGAUUUCAGAUUUUUAAAUUAUGCAAAUACAAUAAACGCUGUUUUUAUGUCAAUUUCAAAUAAAUGUUUUGUACAGUUA
Scophthalmus maximus (turbot) is the source of this 3904-nucleotide messenger RNA. RefSeq names its product tumor necrosis factor receptor superfamily, member a (gene tnfrsfa). Gene Ontology annotation, cellular component: cell surface; plasma membrane. The record is from RefSeq and is a predicted model, not a curated record. Gene Ontology annotation, biological process: TRAIL-activated apoptotic signaling pathway; positive regulation of apoptotic process. Gene Ontology annotation, molecular function: protein binding. The transcript is spliced from 10 exons. NCBI's taxonomy places the organism in Eukaryota, Metazoa, Chordata, Actinopteri, Pleuronectiformes, Scophthalmidae. Bases 287 to 1630 code for a protein of 447 amino acids.